This is a messenger RNA of Camellia sinensis, 1347 nucleotides long. It is a transcript of the gene RIN4, whose product is annotated as RPM1 interacting protein 4. Gene Ontology annotation, cellular component: plasma membrane. NCBI's taxonomy places the organism in Eukaryota, Viridiplantae, Streptophyta, Magnoliopsida, Ericales, Theaceae. The record is from RefSeq and is a predicted model, not a curated record.
UGGUCAAACGAAACCGGUGGCGCCGGUCAACAGUUGAUAAACCCCCUCGCCCCUAUAUAUAUUUUCUCUCUCUUGAAAUCUCUCUCUCAUCUCUGUUGGGUUGGGUGGUUCGUCGCUCUGAAUAAUCUUUGAAUUGUUUUCUUCACAAAGCUUGAGUUUCCCUGGUGGAUUUUUCUCUGACAGUUUUACUUUUUCAUUGACAAGCUUGGUGCACAGAAAUGGCACAACGCUCACAUGUACCGAAGUUUGGCAACUGGGAAAGUGAAGAAAAUGUUCCUUACACAGUCUACUUUGAUAAGGCACGGAAGGGUAGAACUGGUGGGAAGAUGAUAAACCCAAAUGACCCCCAAGACAAUCCUGAUAUGUUUCCCAACAUCGAGCCUCCAGCUCAAGCUCCUCCAUCCGGGACCAGAACUGAACCAGAGGAACCACCAAGACGGGGAGCAGUAAGGACUGCACAUGAGCAUCAAGUAAGCAAGGAAGAUGGUGACCUUAGGCAGUUCACUGAAUCUCCCGCACGUAAUGACAAUAUGGGCAGGAGGGUUUCUGGGGAGUCAGCACAUCAACGUCAUGGGGGGCGUGGAUCAAGUUCUGGCCAACCUGUAAGACAAAGUGUUGGAUCUGAACAUAGCAUAGAACGGUCACCACUUCAUCCGCAUCAUCAAGCAAAGAUCGUGGGAAAAGGUAGUGCAUCUCCUUCCUGGGAAGGAAAGAACUCGUAUGAUGGUAGCCACGGCACUCCUGGAAGAUCAAGAUUGAAGCCUCGAGGCGAUGAGACUCCUGAUAGAGGUGCCGCUGUUCCAAAAUUCGGGGAGUGGGAUGAGAACAACCCUUCUUCAGCUGAUGGAUUUACUCAUAUUUUCAACAGAGUGCGAGAGGAAAGGCACACUGGGCCUGGAAAUGCACCAGUUGCGGGUAAUCAGCCAUCUUAUCCCAAUGCACGGAAGCAAAACAAUUAUCAGAAUACCAACAAGAGUUGCUGCUUUCUUUGAAUUUCCGAAAAUGUUGUAAGGCGUGAUCAAGCAAGCAAGCGAGACCUGUAUAUAGCUCUGAAGGCUUUACCUAUGCAGAGCUUAUGAUGAGAUAUGGAUUCUUUUCUUUUCCAUGCUAGUGUGCUUUUACUGUUGCAAUGAACUUGUGGUUAUGAUGAGAAAACAUCUCUUCUUCUUCUUCUUCUUCUUCUUCUUCUAUAUUUCUUGUCGUCUUCUUGAUGGUGGCUUUCAGCUGUAAGAAAACAAGACAGAUUCUUUUAUUUAUUCCAAUAUCUUGCUUUUCAUUUUUUUUUUCCCUGUAAGCAUUUGUAACAUUGUUUGCUAUUGUUUUGUGUUUAAGCUACUGUAUUUUUCA